AUGCCGGCCAAGGGGUGCUACUUCCUCAACGAGGGCGAGGAGGGCCCGGACCCGGACGCCCUGUACGAGAAGUACCGCCUCACCAGCCAGCACGGGCCACUGCUGCUGACGCUGCUGCUGGUGGCCAUCGCGGCCUGCGCCGCCCUCAUCGGCAUCGCCUUCGGCCGCGGGGACCCGUCCGGGCAGCAGGCCGUGCUGGCGACGGCGUUCCUGGCGCUCGCCGUGUUCGCGGGGCUGUACGUGCUGGUGUACGUGGAGCGCCUGGCGCGGCGCUGGCUGCGGGCCUCGGCGCUGCUCAUCUGGGCCUGCCUGCUGGCGCUGGGCUACGCGCUGGUGUUCGACGCGUGGAGGAGGGCGGCCUGCGCCUGGGAGCAGGUGCCCUUCUUCCUGUUCGUCGUGUUCGUGGCGUACACGCUGCUGCCCUUCACCAUGCGGGGCGCCCUGGCGGCCGGCGGCGUCUCCAGCGCGUCCCACCUGCUGGUGCUCGGCACGCUGAUGGGCGUCUCCCCGCCGCCCGGCGUCCGGGUGUGGCUGCAGCUGCUGGCCAACGCGGUGGUGUUCCUGGGCGGGAACCUGGCGGGCGCCUUCCACAAGCGGCAGAUGCAGGGCGCCGCCCGCGAGCUCUUCACCUACACGGUCAAGUGCAUCCAGAUCCGCCGCAAGCUGCGCGUCGAGAAGCGCCAGCAGGAGAACCUGCUGCUGUCGGUGCUCCCGGCCCACAUCUCCAUGGGCAUGAAGCUGACCAUCAUCGAGCGGCUCAAGGAGCGCGGGGACCGGCGCUGCCUGCCCGACAACAACUUCCACAGCCUCCACGUCAAGCGGCACCAGAACGUCAGCAUCCUCUACGCUGACAUUGUGGGCUUCACACGCCUGGCCAGCGACUGCUCCCCCAAAGAGCUGGUGGUGAUGCUGAACGAGCUGUUCGGGAAGUUUGACCAGAUCGCCAAGGCCAACGAGUGCAUGCGCAUCAAGAUCCUGGGCGAUUGCUACUACUGCGUGUCCGGGCUGCCCGUGUCCCUGCCCACCCACGCCCGCAACUGCGUCCAGAUGGGGCUGGACAUGUGCGAGGCCAUCAAGCAGGUGCGGGAGGCCACCGGUGUGGACAUCAGCAUGCGGGUGGGCAUCCACUCGGGGAACGUGCUGUGCGGGGUCAUCGGGCUGCGCAAGUGGCAGUACGACGUGUGGUCCCACGACGUGUCCCUGGCCAACCGGAUGGAGGCGGCCGGCGUGCCUGGCCGGGUGCACAUCACCGAGGCCACGCUGAGCCACCUGGACCAGGCGUACGAGGUGGAGGAGGGCCACGGGCAGCAGCGGGACCCCUACCUGAAGGAGAUGAACAUCCAGACCUACCUGGUCAUCGACCCCCGGAGCCAGCAGCCGCCCCCGCCCAGCCAGCACCUCCCCAAGCCCAAGGGGGACGCGGCGCUGAAGGUGCGGGCCUCCCUGCGCAUGACCCGCUACCUGGAGUCCUGGGGCGCCCAGCGGCCCUUCGCCCACCUCAACCAGCGGGAGAGCGUGAGCAGCGGCGAGACCCCCGUGCCCAGCGGCCGGCGGCCCAAGGCCAUCCCACUGCGGCGCCAGCGCACCCCGGACAGAAGUGCGUCCCCCAAGGGGCGGUCGGAGGAUGACUCCUGCGACGACGAGAUGCUGUCAGCCAUCGAGGGGCUCAGCUCCACCAGGCCCUGCUGCGCCAAGUCGGACGACUUCUCCGCCUUCGGGUCCCUCUUCCUGGAGAAGGGCUUCGAGCGAGAGUACCGCCUGGCGCCCAUCCCCCGCGUCCGCCACUACUUCGCCUGCGCCAGCCUCGUCUUCCUCUGCAUCCUGCUGGUCCACGUCCUGCUCAUGCCCAGGACAGUGGCUCUGGGGGUGUCCUUCGGGCUGGUGGCCUGCGUGCUGGGGCUGGUGCUGGGCCUGUGCUUCGCUGACGAGCUGCUGCGGUGCUGCCCGGCCUGGACGGCGCUCCGGGCCGUCGCUGAGAGGGUGGAGACGCACCCGCUGCUGCGCGUGGCCCUGGCCGUGCUCGCCGUGGGCAGCCUGCUCACCAUCGCCAUCGUCAACAUGCCCUUGCUGCCCGCUGGGAACCAGACCGGCCUGAGGGCCGGGAGCAGCAGGGAGCGGACCCCUUGCGAGCUCCUCCCGUAUCACACCUGCAGCUGCAUCCUGGCCUUCGUCGCCUGCUCCGUCUUCCUGAGGAUGAGCCUGGAGCUGAAGGUGGCGCUGCUGACGGCGGCCCUGGUGGCCUACCUGGCGCUCUUCCACCUGUCCCUGUGCGCGCAGGCGGCCUGCUGCGGCCCCGGCCCGGCCAACCGCACCGGCACCAACGCCACGCUCAGCUCCCCCGCCUGCUCCUGGCCCGACCUGAAGAUCAUGGUCAGCUUCUACCUGGUUCUGUUCUACGCCACCCUCGUCUCGCUCUCCCGGCAGAUCGACUACUACUGCCGCCUGGACUGCCUGUGGAAGAAGAAGUUCCAGAAGGAGCAGGAGGAGUUCGAGACCAUGGAGAGCGUGAACCGCCUGCUGCUGGAGAACGUGCUGCCGGCCCACGUGGCCGCCCACUUCAUCGGGGACAAGCUGAACGAGGACUGGUACCAUCAGUCCUACGACUGCGUCUGCGUGAUGUUCGCCUCGGUGCCAGAGUUCAAGGUCUUCUACACGGAGUGCGAUGUCAACAAGGAGGGGCUGGAGUGCCUGCGGCUGCUCAACGAGAUCAUCGCCGACUUCGACGAGCUGCUGCUGAAGCCCAAGUUCAGCAGCGUGGAGAAGAUUAAGACCAUCGGCAGCACCUACAUGGCGGCCUCGGGGCUCAGCGCGCCCUCUGGGCACGAGAACCAGGACUUGGAGCGCCAGCACGCCCACAUCGGCAUCAUGGUGGAGUUCAGCAUGGCGCUGAUGAGCAAGCUGGACGGCAUCAACAGGCACUCCUUCAACGCCUUCCGCCUGCGUGUCGGCAUCAACCACGGGCCGGUGAUCGCCGGUGUGAUCGGGGCGCGGAAGCCCCAGUACGACAUCUGGGGGAACACGGUCAACGUGGCCAGCAGGAUGGAGAGCACCGGGGAGCUGGGCAAGAUCCAGGUGACCGAGGAGACGAGCAGCAUCCUCCAGGGCCUUGGCUACUCCUGCGAGUGCCGCGGCCUGAUCAAUGUCAAGGGCAAAGGGGAGCUGAGGACCUACUUUGUGUGCACGGACACUGCCAAGUGCCAGGGGCCCGGGCUGAACUGA
This is a messenger RNA of Pipistrellus nathusii (Nathusius's pipistrelle), 3219 nucleotides long. The record is from the annotation of a GenBank genome assembly. NCBI's taxonomy places the organism in Eukaryota, Metazoa, Chordata, Mammalia, Chiroptera, Vespertilionidae.